Molecule: messenger RNA, 1065 nt
Organism: Recurvomyces mirabilis
Lineage: Eukaryota; Fungi; Ascomycota; Dothideomycetes; Mycosphaerellales; Teratosphaeriaceae
Exons: 2
Coding region: 1-1065 (354 amino acids)
Source: RefSeq, a predicted model, not a curated record
AUGGGCUACUACCUCGUCGCUGUUGUACUUUACCAUUCCAAAAUCUUCGACACUGUUGAGACUGCCGCAAGAUGCGGGCAAGUCCGCGUCAAUCUGAUCGCAAGCUAUCACCACACCAUGGCUGCACACAUGCGAGAAGAACGCAUUGCAGUUGCUCGACAAGAGCUCUCCGAUCAUCACAACCAACAGACAGAGCUACUCGACGCUUUCUCCCUAGCUCUCAACCACAUGAAGUCCACCGAUCCACAGGGCUUCAUCCCGUACUACGACUUCAUGAAGUGCGCCUACUUCAUCUGUGAUGCCGAAGUUCGACGAUUCGACAUCAUCUCCUGGUAUAAAGCCGCCGACAGAGCGGCUCUCGACACGGUCUCAAGAUUGCAAGAUUACUACCACAAGGAGGCUAGGUUGACGCUCAGAGUCGAAAAGCUCCGAUGCACUGUCUCGUAUGCCGUGCGACGGGACUUGACCGAGCUGCAAGGCGACGAUGGCGCAGACGCAAUGAUGACGUUCGAUGCAGCGGUGGGAAUGCCCGAGUGGUGUUGGGAGGAUACAUACGCCGUCGCUCUCGACGAGCAUUCACCACGAUUCGGCUACGAAAUUGAGAGGCCUGGACGCGGUGCGGUAGAUCUGCGUUACCCAGAGAGUGAAACAAACCAGGAAAUGUCUCGCAUACUUGAGAUCUUCGCCAAUUUUGAGGCACGGCUCGUCCGAAUACAGUAUGCGAACAGUGAAGAACGCUUUGGCGCAGCUGCAUGGCCCGAAAGCGUCGAUUCAAGGGUCGUCGAGCCGGUCGAGGAAGCAAUCAAACCGCUUCCGGAGAGUCGUAGUGAGCUGCGGGCUCGAAUGCAGGACUGUCUGAAAGGACUGAAUGACCGGAGAAGGGAGAUCUGGGAACUGCAUGUGUUGCGCCGGCAGGAGGAAGUGUUGGUAAAAGCAACGGACAAUACUGAGAGCAGCGAUACUAUGCGCGCCCACAUCAGAAAUGUUCGUUCAAAGAUUUGUGUCGAGGUCGAGAGGCUUGGGCAGAAGUAUGGACGGAGAGCUGAGUGGGACUGGGAACAGUGA